Messenger RNA from Blepharisma stoltei, 903 nucleotides. NCBI's taxonomy places the organism in Eukaryota, Ciliophora, Heterotrichea, Heterotrichida, Blepharismidae. The record is from the annotation of a GenBank genome assembly.
AUGUUAGUAUCAACUUCUGAUGAGAUUUGCAAGCAUCCUCUAAACAAUUCUCCAACUAAGCAGCAGUUUUCUUUCUCAAAGGCUUUACGCUUCAAAAGUUAUCAAAGUUCUCUCUGUAAAGAAGAUUUCUAUAAGAUUCCUUCAGCAUUGGACCACCGAUCCACCAAUUUUGGUAUUGGCGAAAGAUCUGAUUUUACAAAGUCUCAAAGUCAGAGUCCAGCACCUUGGGUUUACCAAAUUCCUUCUUCGUUGAAGAAAUCUGGAAUAAGCUUUGGAACUUCCAGAGAGUUGUGCAAACGAGUUUUUGAGACUCAUUUAACUCCUGAUCCAUCUGUCCCUGGGCCUGGAACUUAUAAGUUUAAGCAAAAAUCACUCGGUGUAGAUGCGCCCAAAUGAACUUUGAGACCAAAAACUCAGUCUCCCGACGAUAAAAAAGAAAAAAAGCACAUCCCAGGACCAGGGACUUAUGCACCCAAAUGAGACAUGCCAAAAACAGGUGAUUAUGUUUUGUCUAACUGAAAUUCCACAAAAUCAAGCAGCUUCGCACCAAAUUCUCUAUCAAGAUUUGGAAGCAGAAAUCUCAGUGCUUCUAUCUUGCCUGGGCCUGGAGCAUAUCAAAUAAAUUCUAGCAUAAAUGAGAAAGGCGAAUAUUUUGUUUCAAAAUUUCAGUCUUCAAUGUCAAGGUCUUUUGGCAAAUCUAAAAGGGCUUUAAUGAGAUCGAAUUCAGAAUAUCCUGGGCCAGGGACUUAUAGAGCACCAUCAGAGUUUGGAUACUAUGAAAGCAAAGUUAAGCUUAAACUAAAUAUGAAAUUGUAUGAAAAAGCUAAAAAAAGUAUCGCAAGCACCUCAGUCCCAAAUUCAAGAAGAAGUUUAGAAUCUUCUCCUAGAGGGAAAGAUUAUUAA